Molecule: messenger RNA, 1045 nt
Organism: Daldinia loculata
Lineage: Eukaryota; Fungi; Ascomycota; Sordariomycetes; Xylariales; Hypoxylaceae
Exons: 3
Coding region: 491-967 (158 amino acids)
Source: RefSeq, a predicted model, not a curated record
CCAAGCCAAAUUAAAUCAAUCGAGAUAAAUGAAUCGAGAAGGUGUCACGGAGUUUAUGUGAAUGGAAGUAGGGGAAUAUGUCUGCAACUUUCCUUAUUAGUUAAUACCCCUUUGUGUGCCUUACAUUGAUUGCUCUCGCCCGGGGCCGAAAAGGUCUUUAAUUCUUUUCCAUCCUCGCUUCCCAGUAACAGGCACUGCCUCGCAGUGCCGAUCUUCUCACCCCUGUUCCCAGGGACUUUGACAUCAGACUAUUAUCUCUUGUCAUCUCUGUCAUACCAUAAGUCCCAAUUUAGAAGCAUACAAAGCUCACUCGGCUUAAUAUCUGUCACUAACUCCCGCGUCUUUGUUCUACCUAUUUACUCCCCUGGUGUCGAACCAGAUCUACUUAUAAUACGACCUAGAGAUUCUCUAAGCUUCUACUUUCCUAGGAAUUCCUAAGCAUUCGGCAAUCUCCCAUAACUCAUACCUUAGCAAAACCAAAUUAGUCAAGAUGGGAAGCUUCACUUUGCGAACCGUGCUGUUGAUCGUGGCAGUCGCCGCGGCAGGACUCGCGUUCCCUGCCACUCAGGCCCCAGCUCCUACUCCCGCGGCAGCUCCCUGCACAACAGGCUCUCCCGUCGUGACGGCCGGAUACACUAUCAGCUACGCCCCAGCCGUGCCGACGGUGGCAUUCCAGAAUGGAUACCAGCCCGAGGAGGCGUGGUCCAAGAGCCACGUCAUCGCCACUUACACCUUUGGUGUCCCCCCGCCGGUCGAGUCCGGCUUCGCGUAUGCCCAGUUCAAGUGCCAGUACUACUGCAAUAACGCCGGGGUUGCCGGCUCCGGCAGCUUCUUUGUCAAUUACGCUGGCGAGGGGAACAAUAUUGGCUCGUAUUGCACUUGUUUUGAUGAGUUGCUGCAACCCGAAGGCUUCGUCGCUAACGACGAGACUAUGGUUGGUGGUUGGAACCAUAUCUGCGCCGAGUAAGGCAAUUUCUUGGAGCAGGGGAGGCGUGGUUACCUCAAGGGUCGAAAGGUUUAUUAGGUUAGGUGCUUAAUGCAGGUA